Eurytemora carolleeae is the source of this 1119-nucleotide messenger RNA. RefSeq names its product ethanolamine-phosphate phospho-lyase. Lineage: Eukaryota; Metazoa; Arthropoda; Copepoda; Calanoida; Temoridae. The coding region runs from base 1 to 903 and encodes 300 amino acids. Gene Ontology annotation, molecular function: pyridoxal phosphate binding; transaminase activity. The record is from RefSeq and is a predicted model, not a curated record. Gene Ontology annotation, cellular component: mitochondrion. The transcript is spliced from 10 exons.
AUGUCAGCUUUGUUUAGGGAAUUUGAAAAAAGUAUUGACGAGCUGGAGAAGAAGGGAAGAAAACUUGCAGCGUUUAUCUUGGAACCUAUGUUUGUUAUCCCUGGAGUACACCUUCCCCCUGCAUCCUGCAUACAGGCAAUAUUCAGAUGUAUACAGUCCAGGGGUGGACUGGUUAUUGUUGACGAAGUACAGACUGGUUUGGGACGAACUGGUGAUCAUAUGUGGGGCUUUAUGCACUACGAGGUUGUCCCUGACAUUGUUACUAUAGGGAAGCCAAUGGGUAAUGGUUACCCAAUGGGAGGCGUAAUCUGUUCCCAAAAGCUCGCUAACUCCCUUAGAGGAUACUACUCAACCUUUGGAGGAAACCCUGUAUCAUGCUCUAUAGGUUUAUCAGUACUGGAGAUAGUAAACAAUGAGAAGCUGACAACCUCGGCUAAGAUGGUUGGAAAAUUUCUAAAAACUGAAUUUCAAAAAAUCAUGAUCAGUCACCAGAUUUUGGGGGAUUUCCGCGGCCUUGGUCUCCUGUUUUCCUUAGAGAUAGUUGAGUCUAAAACCAGCAAAACACCAGCUCCUGAGCUAGCCACAGAGGCUAUGUAUGGUUUAAAGUUUCACAAUGUGCUGGUUGCAAUCACUGGGCGACAGAAGAAUAUUUUACUCAUCACACCUCCGAUGUGCUUCAACAUUGAAAAUGCAAGACGCCUGUGUAAAAACUUGGACGACGUUUUGCGGACAAUUGAACAAAAUUUAGAAAACAAAUCCGUCAUCGUGGCCAGACCGGGCAUUAAUGUGACCACCAGUCAGAGAUUUAAACGGUCUGCGGAAUUGGAAGGAAACGAAGAAUCUUUAAUCUCGAAACGAAGUCGAGUUUCUGAGUCCGAGGAUAGAUAUAACGAUAUGGAUUAAACAAGAAUUGACGAAAACUUUUUUUGUGCCCUGUUAGUUCAAUUUCUUCAUCUCUCUUAAACUCUUUAAAUAUUAUUUAUGAUUUAAUGACGACCUCUAAUUCGGUGAUCGGCAUAAAUGUUAAAUGUAAAUACUGAAACACAGUUGCAAGUAACCAAUAAACAUUGUUAAUGGAAUUUUUCACAAUAUUAGAAUAAAUAAAAUCAAUACAGUUUA